This is a messenger RNA of Ictalurus furcatus (blue catfish), 972 nucleotides long. It is a transcript of the gene ybey, whose product is annotated as ybeY metalloendoribonuclease. The transcript has 4 exons. The coding region runs from base 335 to 841 and encodes 168 amino acids. Gene Ontology annotation, molecular function: metalloendopeptidase activity. The record is from RefSeq and is a predicted model, not a curated record. Lineage: Eukaryota; Metazoa; Chordata; Actinopteri; Siluriformes; Ictaluridae. Gene Ontology annotation, biological process: rRNA processing.
UACUUCCGGUCCCUAGUUUUUAUGCCCUGACGGAAACAAAGUGCGAGACUCUCUGUGUUAAACGUUCCAGUUAUGCCGGAUUUUGAAAAUGUUAAUGUUGAGGGGUUUUUUUUUUUCUUUGACUGAAUGAACGCGCUAUAGGUUUGUUUUCUUUAAUACAGUGUAGAUCUUAUUCCUAUAAAAUAGAUGCAUAAAGCUGAAUGUUAUCCAGUUAGUCACCUUGUGAGCCACCAGGCGGAUGAGUAAUAUACCGAGUAAUGACCACUUCACUGUGAACACCGGUUUAUGGUAACAUUAAAUAGAUAUAAAGUAACGCGUUCGUUAUAUUUUUAUAAUGGUUGUACUUCUGCGAAACCUACAACACGUUGUUCCGAUUCGACGUGCCAGGUUGCGCAAAGACGUGGAGACGCUGAAACGCAUUUUGGGCGUUCAGAGAUUUGACCUGGGCAUCGUGUGUGUGGACAACCGCAAAAUCCAACACAUCAACAACAUCUACAGGAAAAAGAACAUGCCCACAGAUGUGCUCUCAUUCCCCUUUUAUGAGGACUUGAGGCCAGGCAAGCUCCCAUGCGCCCUCCACGGAGAUGAGUAUAAUUUAGGAGAUAUUUUCUUGGGAGUAGAAUAUGUAAUGCAACAGUGUCAAGAAAGAUCCUGGGAUUUUCACGGAACCCUCACAGUAGUAGCUGCACAUGGAAUCUGUCACUUGCUUGGGUACAGACAUGAGACUGAGGAGGAGUGGGAUGAGAUGUUUCAGAAAGAAAAUUACAUCCUACGGGAGUUCAACAGACUAACCGGCAGUCAUCUUGAGCCUCUAACAAAGAGAUGCACAGGAGACGGGUGACAUUGGAAAGCUUGCAUUGAAGACACUGGACUUAAAAGCAAAGAUUAAAAGACAAUCACAUCCAUCCAACAUACUGUGCUACUAAAGCAUGAUUUAGUUAACAAACAAUUGUGUGUUCCUUUUAUAAAUUA